Molecule: messenger RNA, 2170 nt
Organism: Labeo rohita (rohu)
Lineage: Eukaryota; Metazoa; Chordata; Actinopteri; Cypriniformes; Cyprinidae
Gene: aqp8b
Product: aquaporin 8b
Exons: 5
Coding region: 1-777 (258 amino acids)
Biological process (GO): transmembrane transport
Cellular component (GO): plasma membrane
Molecular function (GO): water channel activity
Source: RefSeq, a predicted model, not a curated record
AUGGCUGGAGACAAAGUGGAACUAAACAACAUGGAGAAAGCUCUGAUGGAUAAGAUAGGACAACAUGAUUUGAGAGAGCCGAACCUGUUCGAGCGGCUCUUUCAGCCGUGUGUGGCUGAGCUGGUGGGGACCGCAUUCUUCGUGUUCAUCGGAUGUGUGUCUGUCAUUGAAAACGUGCCGGACGCCGGCAGACUGCAGCCUGCACUGGCUCACGGUCUCGCUGUGGCGGUGCUGAUUGCAUGUAUGGCAGAGAUCAGUGGUUCACAUUUCAAUCCAUCGUUCACCAUAGCCGUCUACCUCUGCGGUGGAAUGGAGCUGAAAAUGGUGGCGCCAUACCUCAUCUCUCAGCUUGCUGGAGGUUUACUUGGUGCAGUCAUGGCCAAUGGAAUGACCUCAAAUGAGAAAUAUGCACAAGCUCAAGGUGCGGCAUUUACGGUUCUCCAAGCUGAUGACCAUAUUCUGAAGCCGUUAUUUGGAGAAAUUGCCAUGACGUGUCUAGUUACCAUGGUGGUCCUGCUGGGUGCGGUUAAUGCCAAGAGCAAAAGUCCUUUGGUCCCAUUUUUGGUGGGCUGCACAGUCAUUAGUAAUAUACUAGCAGGUGGUGAUGUGUCUGGUACGUGCUUGAAUCCUGCCAGAGCAUUGGGUCCUGCAGUGCUGACCAACUAUUGGACUCACCACUGGGUUUACUGGGUGGGACCGAUUACCGGUGGCCUUAUCGCUGCUGCAUUAGUCAGAAUUUUGCUUGGAGACAACACCACCCGUCUACUGAUGAAGUAACAUUCAGUACUCGUCUUUCAAACAGACCUUUGGAUUUUAAUUUUCUUAAUUUUCUGUCUUUUUUGAGUGCACAUGAAUUGAACUUAUUUUAAAAUAUAUAUAAGGAUUUGACCAUUUACAUUUUGUUGCCAGCCAUAAUAAUUCAAUAAAAAUGUAAGGUAGUAAUUUGUAAAUCCUGCUAUGUGAAGCUGGAAUAUAUGGCCAAAGAAUGUUCAGGUGAAUGAAAUUAGUAUUUAGAAUUUUGUAUUUUAAAGGGAUAGAUAGUUCAUCCAAAAAUGAUAGUUCUGAUAGUUGAUUGAUGAUAGUUACCCUCAUGUUGUUCCAAACCCAUUAGACCAUUUUAGGAGCACAAAUUAAGAUUUUAUUUUGAUGAAAUCGAGAGCUUUCUGACCCUUCAUAGACAGCAAAGGUCUCAUGGUCAACAUAUACUCACAUAUACUUAUCAAUUAAAUUAUAUUGACGCUUGUCGGCGUCAACUGCCUCGUGGUUAGCGCGCUAAGAUAUAGCGCGGUUGCGCGGGCAUCCGAGUUCGAAUCCCGGCUCGUGGACCUUUCCUGAUCCCACCCACUUCGCUUCCUGUUCAACUGCACUGUCCUAUCUAAAUAAAGGCAUAAAAACGCCAACAUAAAUUAUGUUCACACUUUAGUUUAUACAAUCACAGUAUUCUAUUAUCUUAUGUUCAUUCAUUCACUUUGUUUAUACCUUACGUUACCAAUUUAUUGUGAUUAAUAAAUAGAAUAAACUCUUCAAUACAAAUUAAAUGACUCUCUUUCACAUAUUUGGCAAGCUCAAAAAGGUACUUACUAAAUAUGUAGCAAAAACAUGUUCAUAUGUUUCUAUAUAAUAAGUGUUUAUUCACUAAAAUUGUGUUUGAGUCUGUUACCGUGUGGAUUUAACACGGGUUAUACAUGAACAGAUUUUGGGAAGCUUUAAAGGUGAUGUCAAAGGUGAUGACCCUGUCAUAUCUGUCACUAGUUAGUUAGUGAGGUUAGUCAUCAGCUGAGUAAAAGAAGUGGACAAGGGAACUAUUGGUAAUACUUUAAAUCCACUACAAAAAAUAACGUAAUCAUUAGCCUACAUGAAAAAGAAACCAUUUUAAAUUCAUUAUACAAAUAAGUCUAUGAAUUUAUAACUUUUAAAGAAGAUAAACUUAGUAUAAACUUAAUAAAGGAGUUAAACCAUAUAAUAAGGGUAUAUGUUGAAUUAUGUUAUUCUUAGAAAACUAGCAUGAAACUAGGUCUCGCCUGACGUAAACGGUCGAAAAGUGCAAGAGACUUGUUUCUUUUUUUGUUCACUUUUUUUUCAGUAAAACGACAUAUAUUUUUAAAGGUCCGAAAUUGGCGAAAUAUAUGUUUACUUUUUUAGCGAAAUAUAAAUCUCGAUAAUAUAGGUG